AUGGUGGGAAAGGACUGUGUUGCCAUUGCCUGCGAUUUGAGGCUCGGUAACCAGUCGUUGGGAGUUGCCAACAACUUUGAGAAGGUUUUUCAAUUGGGCCAUGUGUUUCUUGGUUUGACGGGACUUGCAUCGGAUGUGCUGACUGUGCACGAGAAUUUUAGAAUGAAGGCGAACCUUUACAAGAUGAGAGAAGAGCGCGAGAUUGAGCCUGAGAGUUUUGCCAACCUUGUUUCUUCUACAUUGUACGAGCGUCGGUUUGGUCCAUGGUUCGUGGGGCCAAUAGUUGCAGGUAUCAACUCCAAGACAGGCAAGCCUUUUAUCUGCAGUUUUGAUUUCAUUGGAUGUCCGGACUUUGCCAAAGAUUUUGCAGUUUCCGGAACGGCUUCAGACCAGUUGUAUGGAAUGUGCGAGUCACUUUACGAGCCUAACCUGGAGCCUGAAGACUUGUUCGAGACCAUCUCGCAGGCGCUGUUGAACGCUGCUGACAGAGACACUCUUUCCGGAUGGGGUGCUGCUGUGUAUGUGAUCACGAAGGAUAAGGUGAUAAAAAGAUAUCUUAAAUCGAGACAGGAUUAA
Ogataea philodendri is the source of this 576-nucleotide messenger RNA. RefSeq lists its product as uncharacterized. Gene Ontology annotation, cellular component: proteasome core complex, beta-subunit complex; proteasome core complex. The coding region runs from base 1 to 576 and encodes 191 amino acids. The record is from RefSeq and is a predicted model, not a curated record. Lineage: Eukaryota; Fungi; Ascomycota; Pichiomycetes; Pichiales; Pichiaceae. The transcript has a single exon. Gene Ontology annotation, biological process: proteasome-mediated ubiquitin-dependent protein catabolic process.